Papilio machaon (common yellow swallowtail) is the source of this 888-nucleotide messenger RNA. It is a transcript of the gene EMC7, whose product is annotated as ER membrane protein complex subunit 7. Gene Ontology annotation, cellular component: EMC complex. The transcript has a single exon. The coding region runs from base 128 to 808 and encodes 226 amino acids. Gene Ontology annotation, molecular function: carbohydrate binding. The record is from RefSeq and is a predicted model, not a curated record. NCBI's taxonomy places the organism in Eukaryota, Metazoa, Arthropoda, Insecta, Lepidoptera, Papilionidae.
UUGAUAAUUGAAAGAAGUUGAAAGCUUGCGAUUUGUGAUUGUGAAUAUGAUAAUGUAAAAUUGUUUCAUAGUAAAUAGUAAGUAAUUACAUUUUGCCCAAGAAAUUUCAAAAUACAAUAUCAAUAAUAUGAAGCAAAUAUCCUACUCAAGUAUCCUGAUCAUUGUUUGUUCAUUUGCUUAUGUAUCAAAUGCAAUUAAUUCUGUUGAAGAAGAUAUUGGCAGCGGAAGAUAUGUUAUUGAGGGUCGCGUCAUUCCGCCUGAAGAACAGGAACAAAGGAAUUGGCAAACACAGACACGGAUUCAUGUGAACGGCGGGGAAUACAUCGGGUUCAUUAAAGAAGAUGGAUCGUUCGCAAUCCACAACGUUCCCACUGGAUCGUACGUGGUAGAAGUUGUUAAUCCGGACUACAUGUAUGAUCCGGUGCGCGUGGAAAUAAACUCAAAAGGGAAAUAUCGUGCAAGGAGAGUGAAUUAUAUUCAGACAUCACAAGUAAUCCAAGUACCCUAUCCACUUAGAAUGAAAGCCUUGUCUAGAUUCAGAUAUUUCCAAAUACGCGAACAGUGGAGGUUGACCGACUUCUUAUUUAAUCCUAUGGUCAUUAUGAUGGUAUUACCACUUCUUCUCAUCAUGGUGUUGCCAAAAAUGAUGAAUGAUCCUGAAACGAAGGAAGAUUUGAAACAGAUCACAAAUUUGGCUAAGAUGUCAGAAAUGCCUGAGAUGUCAGAAGUAUUUACAAACCUGUUCAGUGGAGGUGCUACUACCAAAGCCUCUACAUCCAAAGCUAAGCAAAUUAAGAAGCGACAAUGAAAUUGUUGUAAUUGUAUUAUAGGUUAUAUUAGUUUUCUUGUUUCCUAAACAUUUAGUUAACAUUAAAUUAUUUACAAGUU